AUGACGGCGGACCUCCGAGGCCUGGUCCAGGGCAGAAAUCGACAGGCGCACCUCUCUGGCCAUCCAAGCAAGCUAAACAACCACACAACUCGACCAAUUGAGCACUGGGCAGAUAUGCCGCCUUCCAUAUGCCUACGCACCUUGUCACAGCUGUCGCUUGAUGCCAGUGCUCAUGGUUGCAGCCCACAUGUGCCCCGCCUGCUGCGACCGCAAAUAGGAACCGCUUGCCUUUCCACAUCGGCCACCCGCUAUGCCGCCGUAGUCAAGAAAAAGGGCAUGACGGCCGCGCCGAAAAAGGGCAUCAAGUCUCUGAACACGAAAAAGGGCAAGUCGACACCAGGAGGCGACGCGGGCAAGCGGCCCGGCCAGGGAGAGAGGAAGGCGCUCCGCAAGCGCAUCAUCCUCAGCAACGACAAUGCACUGCACGUCUCGUCACUGCAGGAUCUCGACAAGGCAAACGUUCUCAGCGAGAAGAAUGAGGGAAAAGUCAUGGGCCUGCCUCAAGAGCACGUCGUGGAUGCGCUGAGGGCCGUCGAUGCCUUCAAGCCAAACCAAGCAUGGAGUCUGUUCCGCCGCCCGGCCGUGCUGAUGAGGAGGGAAGCCAUACAACUGGCCCGCUUGUUCUCCGACAUCGAAGACUCAGCAACCAACGAGCAGCAGCAGCAGAAGAAGAAGAAGAAGACGAUACGGAGGAUAUUGUGUGGCGAGCGUGCGAGCGGAAAGAGUACGCUGCUGCUCCAGGGCUUGGCCAUGGCUUUCUUGCGCGACUGGUUCGUCAUCAACCUCCCAGAAGCUCAAGACCUGGUCAAUGCCCACACUGAUUAUGCUCCCCUUCCCAAUUCACAGCCAAUGCAAUACACCCAAGAUACUUACACAGCCAACCUGCUGCAGCAGAUGCUAAAGUCCAAUCGAGCAUUUCUCCACGCCACCAAAGUGAGCACAAAGCCUGACCUGCCUCUGCCGCUUCCGCCUGCCGCUACGUUAGGAGAUCUAGUCGCGCUCGGAAUGGCCAACCCCGAGGCCUCAUGGCCAGUCUUCGUUGCGCUCUGGAACGAGCUGUCCGUGCCUGGCCGUCCGCCAGUUCUGCUGGCCCUCGACGGCCUCUCUCACAUUAUGCGCCACUCGGAAUACAUGUCUGCUGAGGUCAAGCCUAUCCACGCCCAUGAUCUGACCCUGGUCGACCACUUUGUCCAACACCUCUCAGGCCAGAAGGAGCUCCCCAACGGCGGCAUGGUAAUUGCCGCCACCUCACAGUCCAACUCACCCACGUCUCCUGCCCUAGACUUUUGCAUCCAAGCAGCACGAGCGCGUCAAACGUCAGGAGACAUGCCACAAUGGAAUCCGUACAAAAAGGUAGAUUCGCGUGUCAUGGACGCCCUCCGAGACCUGCCCGGCGAAUCCUACAAUUUCGACAUCAUCAACGUCGGCGGCCUCAGCAAGGAAGAGGCCAGGUCUAUAAUGGAAUACUAUGCCGAGAGUGGCAUGCUCCGCCACAAAGUCAAUCAGGGCUUUGUGACGGAGAAAUGGAGCUUGGCAGGCAUGGGUAACAUUGGCGAGCUGGAAAAGGCAAGUGUGCGCAUGCGACUGUAG
This is a messenger RNA of Pyrenophora tritici-repentis Pt-1C-BFP, 1590 nucleotides long. The record is from RefSeq and is a predicted model, not a curated record. Lineage: Eukaryota; Fungi; Ascomycota; Dothideomycetes; Pleosporales; Pleosporaceae.